GCAAGAAUUUAGAUGAGUAAUUAUCCAAUACUCCAAUCUCAUGGAAUGCACUUUGAUUUUCAUGUCUCAAUCUCUUCCUCUUUUUCUCUUCUUCCAUGGCCUCUCCACCUAAUUUCUUCUUCACUCCAUGCCUCCCUCUAUUCCACCGGAUAUGACAAUGGUCGCUGCCCUAAACCACCUCUCCAAACACCCUCCUUGCGGCGGCCCAGGCGGCGGCGACCACCUCAUGAAUGGUGGCCCUCCAAUUUCUGAUCAAUAUUCUUCCUCUUCUUGCAUACGAUCUAAUCCUCCCAUGGCGGAUGAUGAUGAGUCCUCACCUAAUUCUCUUCAUCAUCAAUCCCCUUCCAAUACUGAUCAUGAUGCUUGGCUUCAAUUAAGCAUCGGCCGUGUCGGCGUCGUCGGUGGAGACCAAUAUGUGAUACCUCGAACCACCUCCCCUUUGGUCGAGCUAGAUCUAUUACCCGGUGGCCAUCACCCUCGAGAUAUUCCAACCGAUCCUACGUGGGUUUUGGAUAUCUCGAGCCCUGAGGCUGUAAUUACAUCCAAAACCGAGACGGAGACGGAGACGGAGACAGGAAUAGGGAUGCCGAUGCCUUUGUGUUCUUCUUUCAAUUUGACUGAUAUCAACGUAGCUCAAACGUACCCGUCGACAUCGACCAUGUUAUCUUCUUCUUCUUUUCACUCGAGCAUACCAUCUAUCAGGGUCGACACCACGGCGGCCGGGCCAAGCUCCGAUAUCAGAAUCAUAAACCCUCCCCGGCGACCCGGUUCGGGUAUUUGGUUUACAUUAAAAGCCUUGGAAAAUCAAAGAAAGCAACCAUUUUUGCCUCAGAUAUCAAAAAGCUAUUUAAGAAUCAAGGACGAAAAGAUCAAAGUUCGUUCGAUUAUGAAGUAUUUGGUUAAUAAGCUGAAUCUCGAUAGGGAAUCAGAGGUAGAGAUAAGAUGUAGAGGGCAAGAAGUGCUUCCAUUUUGGACAUUGGCGGACGUAAGAGAUAGGAUUUGGUGUAGUUCUUCAUCAGACUCGCCCAUCACUUGCUCUCCUCACUCCUCAACCUUAAAUCACUUGAUGCUCCUUCACUAUGGAAGGAAGGAUUAA
Messenger RNA from Cucurbita pepo subsp. pepo (vegetable marrow), 1096 nucleotides. RefSeq lists its product as uncharacterized. The record is from RefSeq and is a predicted model, not a curated record. Lineage: Eukaryota; Viridiplantae; Streptophyta; Magnoliopsida; Cucurbitales; Cucurbitaceae. Gene Ontology annotation, biological process: multicellular organism development.